Molecule: messenger RNA, 759 nt
Organism: Ictidomys tridecemlineatus (thirteen-lined ground squirrel)
Lineage: Eukaryota; Metazoa; Chordata; Mammalia; Rodentia; Sciuridae
Source: RefSeq, a predicted model, not a curated record
AUGGAUUCAGAAAUACCACAAGUGUUCCAGAAAGAACUCACUUGCUCUGUCUGCCUGAAGUACCUUAUAUACCCAGUCACCAUAGGCUGUGGGCACAGCUUUUGUUGGCCCUGUUUCUUCCUUCCCUGGGGACAAGCCCAAAUUCUUGCCCGUUGCCCUGUGUGCAGGGAGCCAUCACAGCAGGGAGAUGUCAAAAACAAUAUUCUUCUGAAGAAUCUUACAUCUAUGGCAAGGCAGGCUCAUCUCAGGCAAUUCCUGAACUCUGAGAAGAAUAUAUGUGUGACCCACCAGCAGACAAAGAAGAUCUUCUGUGAGGAGAACAAGAACCUGCUCUGUCGGCUCUGCUGCAACACUCAGGAGCACAGGGCUCACAACCACCCUUCAGUGGAAAGGGCUGCUGAGGAAUACCAGGAGAAGCUCCUAAAGCAAAUAAGAUCAUUACGGGAAAAGAUCCAAGUAAAUCAAAGAAAUAUAGAUGAAGAGAAGAAAAUAAUCAGUCCAUGGAUGUACUACGUGUAUCUCAGGGAAGAGCUGAUCAGGGCUGAGUACAAAAAACUACAUCCAGUUCUUCAUGAGGAGGAAAAUCGACAUCUAGACAUUCUUAGAAAGGAAAGCAAAAGAAUUUUAGAGGAACUCAAAAAAAGUGAAGCCAAUAUGGUUCAAAAGAAGACAGACCUAAGAGAAAUAUAUGAGGAACUGGUGAAAAUGUCCCAUAAACCAUAUGUGGAGCUGCUACAGACCCUCUGGAUUCUGAUUUAA